Molecule: messenger RNA, 411 nt
Organism: Neoarthrinium moseri
Lineage: Eukaryota; Fungi; Ascomycota; Sordariomycetes; Amphisphaeriales; Apiosporaceae
Exons: 5
Coding region: 1-411 (136 amino acids)
Biological process (GO): response to oxidative stress
Source: RefSeq, a predicted model, not a curated record
AUGGCGGUGACACCGACCCAAUUUGCCAAGACGACUGCGCAGUCGGCCAAUUGGAACGAUGCGAAGCGACGAGUACUCGCGGCGUACAGAGAAUGGAUUCGAGCUGCGCCCGAGAUCCAGACCAUGUACUCCGUUCCUUUCCCGGUCUCGGUCAUCCGGACACGGAUGCGGGCAGAGUUUGAACGACACCGAUUCGUGAACAAGCUUCCAGUCAUCGAUGUCCUUCUCAUGCAGAACAAUGCCGAAUAUCAGCAUUACCGGCGUGCUGACAUUUGGUGCACCGAGCAGGAGAUGAUGAACUUCUGGAAGCAAUCGACUCACGUCAUGUCGUACUUCCCCGAGGAGAACUUCCGUGGACACGAAAGAUUACCGAAGAACUUCAUGCAAGGAUUCUUGGAGGGCCGCAAUUAG